Molecule: messenger RNA, 261 nt
Organism: Ochotona princeps (American pika)
Lineage: Eukaryota; Metazoa; Chordata; Mammalia; Lagomorpha; Ochotonidae
Product: small nuclear ribonucleoprotein G-like
Exons: 1
Coding region: 6-236 (76 amino acids)
Biological process (GO): mRNA splicing, via spliceosome; spliceosomal snRNP assembly
Cellular component (GO): U2 snRNP; P granule; U2-type prespliceosome
Molecular function (GO): RNA binding
Source: RefSeq, a predicted model, not a curated record
CUGCCAUGAGCAAAGCUCACCCUCCUGAGUUGAAAAAAAUUAUGGACCAGAAGUUGUCAUUAAAAUUAAAUGACAGCAGACAUGCUCACGGAAUACUGAGAGGAUUUGAUCCCUUCAUGAAUCUGGAGAUAGAUGAAUGUACGGAGAUGGCAAAUAGUGGACAGCGGAACAAUACUGGAACGGUGGUAAUACGAGGAAACAGUAUCAUCAUGUUAGAAGCCUUACAGCCAGUAUAAUGAGUGUUUGGCAAAGAAAUCCACA